UAUAUCUCUUCAUUCAUUCGGAAAUUCUUUCAUCCGUUUCAGAUGUUGCGCGAGCGGGUUUCCAACCGUCAGUGGACAAAAGACGAUGAUGUGGCUCAUUGUUCCAACUGCCAUGCGGAGUUCUCACUGACAAAUCGAAAGGUGAAUCGAAAUCGAUUGAUAUUCUUAAACCCAAUCUCUGUUUUUCUUAUUCAACAGCACCAUUGCCGUCAGUGUGGAGGUAUAUUCUGUCACACGUGUUCGUCUUAUCGGGCAUCGAUUGCGGCCAGCAAAGACCCGGUACGUGUCUGCGGCCCGUGUCAUGCGGAGCUGACAGGAAAAAGUGCUCACUGA
Molecule: messenger RNA, 333 nt
Organism: Echinostoma caproni
Lineage: Eukaryota; Metazoa; Platyhelminthes; Trematoda; Plagiorchiida; Echinostomatidae
Source: the annotation of a GenBank genome assembly